This is a messenger RNA of Cryptotermes secundus, 3384 nucleotides long. RefSeq names its product F-box/WD repeat-containing protein 5 (gene Fbw5). Gene Ontology annotation, molecular function: protein binding. The record is from RefSeq and is a predicted model, not a curated record. Gene Ontology annotation, biological process: protein ubiquitination. The transcript is spliced from 9 exons. Gene Ontology annotation, cellular component: Cul4-RING E3 ubiquitin ligase complex; SCF ubiquitin ligase complex. NCBI's taxonomy places the organism in Eukaryota, Metazoa, Arthropoda, Insecta, Blattodea, Kalotermitidae. The coding region runs from base 114 to 2222 and encodes 702 amino acids.
AUCAUGUUGGCGCUCCCGCUCCCCAGAAUAAAGCUGGUAGGAAUAAGCUGUUCCAAUGUUGUCAAAGUCUGUUUAAAUUCUACAAUAAGCCUUGGCGACAGUAGGUGUCUGAUAUGGAAUCAGAGGAGGACAGAGCAGAUGGUGUUCACUUUGCAGGCGACAGUUUGCUUAUAACAAACAGGAACUGGAAUAAUCUACCAGAUUCCAUUCUUCUUCACAUAUUUCAGUACCUUUCUGCAAGGGAGUUACUUAAUGUUGGACUCACUUGCAGAUCCUGGUUCCGUGUUAGUUAUGAUGAGUUUUUAUGGAAAGAUCUAUUUUCCUUAAAUUUCAAAAUUGAUCCUUCUGUGAAGAUUGUACCAGGCAAGACUUCGUGGUUGGCUGAAUACAAGCGGCUCUCUUACCACACACCCGUUGUCCAAACCGAAGUAAUGAAAGAGCACUCGCAUCAGGUUCUUCAUGUCAGCUUUGCCCACAAUGGAAAAAUGUUUGCAACAUGCUCAAAAGAUGGAUAUGUUUUGGUGUGGGAUUCCAGCUAUCCUGCUAGUAUCAAGUAUUAUCAUGACAUGAAGACUUUCAGCUGGAAAUACACUCAAUUUUCACAGUUCAACCAAUCUGACACCUUGCUGUUGGUAUCUGGGGUUCACUUUGGGACACCUCACAGCACAUCAGGAGAAAUAGCAGUCUUCAGUCUACAAGCUGGCUUCAACUUGCAAUGCAGAGUUAUGAACAAGCCAUAUGACAUCUUUGGAACCUGGUACAGUGAUCACCAUCUACUUUCCGGUGAUCUGCACUGGCUCGCACAUCUUGUCAGUACUUCUAUACUGUGGCUUAAUAAAGCGUCACAAGAAUCUGAAUCGGAGCUUGUACCCAUCAUGGAUCAGCUAUACAAGUUCUACAAUUCUAACGCCAGUUCCAUUCGCGCUGUUAUGGUAGCGAACUGUCUGGCUCCAUCACCACUUGAAUCAGAAGCUGUUUCUUCAGAAGCUGGUGCCCAGCCAGGCAAAGGACCAGAUAACUCUGAAAGAGGAAAUCCUCCAUCCCACAGAGAGAUAAACAGCCCAUCGACAUCAGGUUAUGUCCUACCAACUUCUUCAAGAGAACAUGAGGACGAAGAGGCACCAGAAGUAUUAUAUCCAGUCUCUUCUAGACUUCAGUGCAGUACGCUUGAGGGAUCAUUCUUAAAAAGGCGUUGCUUAGGUGAUGGAAUGGAUUAUGCAUGUCCAAUCCAAUACAAUGCUGAGUAUCGCCAAGUGGAAACACAAGGGAAGGGAAAAAGUAAUGCACGCAGCCUUUCUGACAGCAGUGACAGUGAAGAUUCUGGUGAGAGCGAUGAAACUGAUGAAUCAAGUUCUGGUAUAUCAGAUGCAUCGAUGGGGACUGAAGAAUGUGCUAGUGAGACUGACGAUCUGUCUGAUCAUGCUGAAAAGUACCUUAUAUUCACCACAGGCUCAAAGACAUACACACCACAUCAGAUAGGUUUUAAACGUAUCAAACCCGUGUCUUUCCCUCGUAAGCUUGAUCCAGGGCCAUCCCUUCGUGAACGCUUGGCUGAGAGAGAGAGGGAGAAACAAAAUUCAGGACUCCCACGUCCAGAGCCCAACUGGUUGGUAUAUGAAGAAGUUGCUGACAAGUUUGACAAAGUUGACCACCUUAUUGAUCUUCAUGGUCAUAUUAUAGGCAUGGGACUUUCUCCCGAUCAUAGGUACCUGUAUGUAAAUAGUCGUCCAUGGCCAAGAGGAUAUGUGAUAAAAAAUCCACUUGACCCACCCCCCAUUGCACAGGAGAUAGAUAUCCAUGUUAUUGACCUGGUUACGCUCAAAGAAGUUGGAACAAUGCUACGUGCACACAAGGCAUACACUCCAAACAAUGAAUGCUUCUUCAUCUUCUUAGACGUGUGUAAUGAAUAUGUUGCAAGCGGAGCAGAAGACAAGCAUGGAUAUCUGUGGGAUCGUCACUAUGGAGUAUGUCUUGUCAAAUUCCCACAUAUUGAUGUUGUAAACUCAGUGGCCUUCAACCCCUGUGAUCCCGAGAUGCUUGUCACCACUUCUGAUGACUAUACAGUGAAGGUAUGGAGAUCCAGAAGCAAAGUCAAAGAACUGGGACUAGAAGAUCGUAACUUUCCUAGAGGACUGGAAGUGAGACGGAAAACAAGAUGCAGACUUAGAUCAGAUAUCCCUCAGAGUAACCCUACUACAAGCUCAGCACUGAAUACAGUUUAAAAAUUGAUACAUAAUUCUAUGUUAAUUGUCUUGGAAACAUCAGUGUUCAAACCAAACUUUGCUUGUUCAUUUAAGUAUAGUUCUCUUUAUUUAUUUUCCACAAGUAACUUCAGUUAGUCCCAAACUUUAUAAUGUUUUAAAGCACUGCAAUAUGAAAUUAAAGUGUAUGGCCUUGCAUAACCUGUAAUGGUUUCUGUUUCGUAUUCUUUGGCAUUUUAAGCAAAAGCUAAUAGAAAGGAAACCAAAAGUUGCCAGUUGUGUUCAAAAUUACCGUCAUUCCUCCUACAGAGGUGUUGCUAUUAUGAAGUUUUGAUGUUGAAUUAGGUGCAAAAUAGUAUAUUAACCAGGGAAAAAAUUCAACGUCUCACAGAAGUCUUGUAAAACAAUAUGAGCUCAUUAGAAUAACAUUUCAAUUAUGGAAUUAUGAUGUGGUGUACACAUUUAACAAUUAAGAGAACUAAAUGUACAUUUCCAUUAGCCAUGACAUUUCAUGGUAAUUGCUGAAAUAGUUUUAUGUCCCUUAAGAUAUUUAAUUGAUAGAUCUGAAAAAUUUUAUGUUUGUCAAUAUGUCACAACAAAACAGGAAAAGAUUGUGAAAUUGUGAUUUUUGUUAGAGAGUGAAAAAUGUUGUACUGGGUUGCAUAAUUUUCAUACAACAGCCCAAUAUACAGAAUCAGCAAGACUUUUUAAAUGUAAAAUUAGUAUUUAGUAAUCAAUAUAUCAAUUCAUAUAGUGAUGUUCAAAACAUACAAGAUUGUUCCAGUGCAUUCUAUUUCAUAACUGUAAGAUCUGAAUAAUAUUGUUGGAUAUUUAUGAAUUUACUGUAUCUUGGGUUUAAAAGUAACAUUUAAUGGUGGUGAUAUCUCUAAAACUAUUUCUCUGAAUGCAGCCUAAUUAGAGUGCUACCUAGUGACAGAACAUAAAUAUGUAAGCCAGGCAAUCUCCUUCCACAUCCUUGAGUCUAAUCAAGUAUUUCUAUGCAGUAACAUUCUUUUUGUUUUCAAUGUUAAUAUAAAAAUUCUGACAGAUAUCCAAGAAAUUAGCAUACUUGGGGGUUUUUCUCAUGUUAAAAUAACUUCCAUUAAUUGGUGAUAUUUGCUGCUUUCCAUUUACUCUCUACAUUAACACAACAGAAUAAAUUAUAUGGAAAAAUGCAGUUUUA